UCGUCCCCGGUAGCGGAUCAGAGUGAAUCCUCUUCCUCGGCAGAAUGGCAGGCAGCGUGUGGAGGUCAAUGGUGAGAAAAUUCUCGUUUAUUUCGUGUUUAAAAUCACUGAGGAUGUUCAAAACAGCGCGGAGUUGUGUUUCGUGUGUGAGCUGAGGUGUUUCCAUCCCCGUGCUGAGCUGUACUGUCUCUGAACGUGACUUUAAACGCUGCCUUUAGCCGGUUAGCAUGUUAGCUCCCCGUGAGUGUCCUUCAGCGUGAUGACAGGUGUUGGAGCUAACGGAGCUAACGGAUCUACGGUCCGUUAAACACCGACUAAAACACGAUUUUAUCGGCAUACAGCUUUAGAGGGCACCAUUUAUUUUCCUUUUCUAAAGGUGUAACUUAGCCUUUUUAAAGUAUAACCGCUGCCAGGUGUUAUCGGCUCUGGUUUCCACACGUAUAGACCCGCACCAAAUGUCCUCUGAAAAUCUGUGAUUUUAAGGGUAUAUGAAGUUUUUAGCAGAAAUUAAACUUGAGACUUAAUUUUUUUGAACUUACUAACUUGCAGAGUAAAGUCUGAUUAAUUCGGCAAACUGAAAUCAACCUUUUAAGCAAAGCUUUUUUAUUUACAACUGUAACAGAGCUGUAGUUUUUACUGCUGUAAAUCAAUAUACCAAGUUAAUUUGACCUCUGUAAAAGAAAAUCUGUUUAGGUACUUGUCUAGAAUUGGGCAUUGAUAUACAAAAAUUAAGAAAGGGGAGGGAAAAGGCAUAAAAAAACACAAUGUGAAAGAGGACCAUUAUAAUGACCACUAUUAAACUGUCAGAGAAUGAUAAAUUUUGGUUGUACACGUUAAUUACUCUCUAUUUAGAUCUUCUGCUGCUGAGAUGUAACACAUAGACAAAAUAAAAUGCACUGAUAAUAAUGUUUUGUCUGUGUAAUCAACUUUUUCACGGUUUGUGACCUUCAUGUUGUCUCCUCCAGCUGACCCAUGUGGCGCGGGCGGCGAAGAGACCCGCUCUCUCUUCAGCUUCCUUUUCCAGAGGGGUGAGUAGUUCAGGGUUCACAAACAUGACACCGACACCUACUGACAAUCACGCAAUAAUGAACUACCAGUGCACAAAAAUAAAUACUUAAAGGGGAAGUGAGUGUAGGACCAUCUCACUACCUUUUUUAUGGUAUUUCUAUCCAACUGAGAUGUUUUAUUUGGCGAUUCAAGUGUGGAGCUCGUCACAGGUGGGAGUUUUAAAAUGAACAUUUGGGUGCUCAGGAAUUCAAUUUUUGUCACUCUGGUAUCAAUGCAAACAUCAACGUGUAAUAGGCUUGUAUUGAAAUUCAGUCCUCUAAUAUUGCAUCAAAAUCAGUGUUUCUCCUUCGAUGGCGCCUUUUUGCUGUAUUUCAUUACCUGUACUUGGUGAAGGCGACCUUGUGUAUGCACACCCUGGCUCAGUGUCCUCAGAAGAUAGGCACAGCUUACUGCAUCUCCUCUCUGACAUGGGUAAAGUGAGAGCUUGUAGCUGUCAUUGUGAGUUGGGUUACAUGGCCAUCACUGGCGACCUGCGGGCUAAUACAUAUCAACACCUUCAUCUAUAAGGCCUUUUUUGGCCUGAUACUUCACUAUCUCUGUAUUCAUCUUGUUCUCAGGACUUUUUCACGCUCCCUGUCCGAAAAUCUCCAACAGAAAUCAGUCGACGGUGUUUGUUUUUCUUCACUCUCAGCCUGGAAUUGAAGGCAAAAUGACCUGAAACUAACUGAGGGAGCUGGUGUCAUUAAAUCAGAUACUUGCUUUUAGCUGACCUGGUUACACAACUGACUCUUGGGUCAUUUCUCCUUUUUAUUGCAGAUUUUAAUGCUUGAAAGCUGCGCUCUGGUUCCCUCUGUGUUUUUGCUGCUGUCUGUUGAAGUCUUGAAUUGUAGCAGAACUUCAUUGUUUGCAAACACUGAUAUCUUUCCCUGUAAGUGCUUUAAAAGUAGAAACAUAAAGAUAUAAACAGAUUAGCUGGAGUUGUUUGGUGAUUUAAAAGGUCUUAAAUCCCUGUGAGAUAUCAGACGACAGGCUCCAUCUCUCCUCCGUAUGAAGGUUUCUCCGUAGUGAAGGCCGUCUGUGUUUCCUCCACAGCUGCAGACAGUCACACUGAUUCCUGGUGAUGGGAUUGGACCUGAGAUCUCCACGGCUGUCAUGAAGAUCUUUGAAGCUGCAAAAGUAAGUUUUAAUUCACCGUUUUCUCCAAUUAAAGCAGACUCUUUGGAGCUGGGUCUUUAAACAUGUUUGUUUUCUCCUGCAGGCACCAAUCAGCUGGGAGGAGAGGAACGUGACGGCUAUAAAGGGACCCGGCGGGCGAUGGAUGAUUCCUCCUGAUGCUAAAGAAUCCAUGGACAAGAGCAAGAUCGGCCUGAAAGGUCUGUGGACAGUUCGUUUCUACUGCCUUUCAUAAUGUGGACACCUCAGCUGACCGUUUAUGCUUCAUGUUUUUCCUCCAGGACCCCUGAAGACCCCCAUCGCUGCAGGUCACCCCUCCAUGAACCUGCUGCUGAGGAAGACCUUCGACCUUUACGCGAAUGUGCGACCCUGCAUCUCCAUCGAGGGCUACAAGACUCCGUACACCGACGUCGACCUGGUCACUAUCAGAGAGAACACAGAGGGCGAGUACAGCGGCAUCGAACACGUGGUGAGUGGGCGAGACGAGAGCGGCUGCGUCCUGAUUUAUAGACUCUGUUUAUAUAGAUUCAUAGGUGUUCAUGACUGGUGUAGAAUUGUGCACAUAGAUGUCUCUUUGGGACAGUUAAAGUUUGUCCAAAGUGUCACAGAAAGGAUCCUUAAAGUGAAUAAUUAGUCUGUGCUGAAAAGAAGACGACGACGACGACAGCUCAGCUCAUUAAUCCCAGAGGGGGAAAAUCCACACACAAGCAGAAACAGGAUCCUGUGGACAUGCUCUGACAGAGACGUGUCAGUGUAGUGCUGUGGGGCUCCUCUGAACCUCUCUUACUUUACUUUAAACACACAGAAUAGACUCGGGUUUGAACAGGGACUGACUUUAGGCCCAAGGUCCCACAUACUGAGUCUCUGCCGCCCCCACAGAAGUAGUGAGGGUUCAUAUUUGACGACAUCCUGAAGUGACGACAUGGAGUUUUUCACUCCCCGGUUUUUAAAGCAAUCUACUGGAGCACUUGGAAAUCUCUUUGGACAGGAUUAGUUUAACCUCUUAUCGUUUGAGAGUCUCCCCCCGACGUCUGUUUGGUGUGGGAGGUUCACACUGGAGAAGUGAGGUCUGUGAUUUAUUCAAACUGACAUUUCUGGUUAAAAGUGUCAAAGUGCUGAACGACUUCUUCAUGAGGUGAAUUAAAUGCAUAAAAACUAAUAAAUACAGUUCAUAACUUUAUGUCAUAUAGAGUUUAUCAGCCACCCUGCAGUGAAGCAGUUUGGACUGAACCCGCCCCCCCCUAUCUUUAAGGGUUGCUGAUAUUGAUUUGAGAGUCUCUGUGUGGGUGAUUUAGUCGCCGAGGGUCAGUAAUUAAAUAAAUCUUUGUACUCUUUUUUUAAUUCUUUACUAAACGGUGACACGAUGCGCCUUUAGAGGCACUGGCCCUUUAAUGUCCACGCAGCACUGCAAAGAUAAUGAUCCUGUCUGAUGGAUAGAAAAUGAGAUGAUUCAUGUGAUCGUGAACUGUAAGAUAGUUCAGGAUACGGAGCUGCUCCUGUGAGUGACUGGAAAAGGUGUUUGUUUUAUUGCUGUUUAGUUAUAUUUUUAUUUUCAGCAUCUAAAGAGUCUCCAUUCUUUGUAAUAAGAGGAUCCAGCUCCCAAAAUGUUGUCAAAACCUUUUUUUUUUACUCUGUCCAUCGCAGCCUUCACGGUUUGGGCAGAAAAAUUCAAGGAGACGUUCUUAAAGUAGAAAAUACUAACCCACAUUACUGUGAUGUCAGUGUGGAUGAUCUCCAAAUAGAUGAUCUCUGUGUGUCCUGAAAUAUGACAGCUGUUUCACCCUGGAAUAUCAACCUUACAAAUUACAGACGUGUUUGAUUUGCAUCAAGUUCGAAACACAGAUUUUCUGAGACCUCCACCUGAUUAAAGUCUGGUGCAGAAACAGCAACAUAACAGCUGAGUCAGCCAUGAUGAUGAUGAUGAUGAUGAUGAUGAUGAUGAUGGUGUACCUGCCCCCCCCUCACCUGUCUUCCUUUAGGUCAGCUUGUAGCCGCUGUCCUCUCUGCUCCUUCCCGUCUUCAGGGUAAGAAAGAGGAAGCGGUUCAGUUUGAGGAAUGAGAGCAUUGAAGCUUCCUGAACCCCUCACCUGUUUGACCCGCACAGUCCUGAUGAUGUGGAUCAGUCUGUGGUCACGCUGUCAGCUCAGAUCUGAGGACCAGAUUCACCUCUGUGUUCACAGAGAGGACCAGGGUGUCUUUAACUCAGCUGAGCAGAUUUACAAAACGGUUUCAUGAAUCAGUGACCAAAGCAUCACCACAGAUCUGUCAGCUGGCAGUAGACGCCCUCUUUGUGUGUGAUGUCACUUCCUGUACCUGAUUUGACACUCACCUGGUCCCUGUUGAACUUUUCCUCGAUGUGCGUGUCUUACACCGUUCUUCUCUCCUUCCAUUUCUCGCCUCUUCACCUUUCUCCGAACCAAAAAACAAACCUGAAUUCAGCCUGACACUGCAGAAAAGAAGAAGUCUUAUCUACAGAUGAUUCACCUGCAUUUGUUUGUAAAACUAAAGCAAAGUAAAUAUGAAGCUAUUCAGAUAUAAAGUAAGUGAAGCCAUGAGAUCACAGCUCCAGAUAAAGAUGAGCUGAAAUAAUCGGAUUUGAACACAGAAGAACAGAAACUCUCUGUAAUAAAACCAGAAUUAUCCUCCUGAAAGUGUCUCUGACCGUUUUUCUGUUUUGUUUUUUUGUUGUUGCAGAUCGUCGACGGCGUCGUACAGAGCAUCAAACUGAUCACAGAGAACGCCAGCAGACGUAUCGCCGAGUACGCCUUCGAGUACGCCAGAAACAACCAAAGAAACAGCGUGACGGCCGUCCACAAAGCAAACAUCAUGUGAGUGAAACGGCAGCGUCAGCGUCUUAAAGGGCUGAAUCAGAAUAACAAAUGAGAUAAUUUAGAAAACAACAAGAUAUCAGGAACAUCUCACCAUAGUUUGACCUGAUUUAUUUUUACAUGAGAGAAAUCAAAGAGUUAAAAAAAGGAGCAUCAACAAAAAUGACAUUUCAGUGUGUUUAUUUCGGGGCUCCCUGAGGAUGUAAAGCUGAACUUCUCGUGUCGUUUCUGAUCUCGUACUCUUCAGCUAACCUCAUCCUGCUCUCUGUAAACACUCAGACUUAUUCUCACUCUGAUUGUUUGUUUUGGAAAUGUAAAUAGAAGCUGUUUCUGCAGCAGCAGGAUGACUCUAAUGGAGGAUAGAGAGAGUUUUAAGUGUUUGACUGAGCAAUACUUUCACUUUUUAGAAUUAUAAUAAAUCAUCAGACUUACUCCUGACCGAGGCGGUCACUGUCUACUGCAGUUGGAAACAUAUUAAGGAAGUUUUUUACUUGGAAAGAUUUGUUUUUUUAAUAUCAGUUAUUGUUUUAGGCUGUUGACACGACCUGUUAUCACGAGCUCAAGCCUCCGUGUCUCUGUCUGCGUCUGUGAACAUUUGUGGCGAUGAUGAGUUUUCACUUUAACUGUUGUAUUAUCUAUUAGGGAUGGGCAAUGAUUAUCAAAUAUUCGAAUAGUCAUUAACAUUAAAAAAAUCGAAUAGUUCAUGCGAUGGUGGUUUUUGUUUUUAACUACAAAAAAAAAAAACUCUGCAAAUUCUGCAAAUCCAAAGACUGUAUAAACUAUUUACAACUUGGCUCCGCCUUCCGUCAUUAUACGAAUUUGAAGCCGAAUUGCUCUCAGUAUAUCUGGGAUACUGCACCUGUGAAACACGGCAGACAGGACAGACAAAGAAAGUGAACGUGAAGAUGGACAUGAAGUUCACAGAGUCUGGUGUUCUGUCCGAUGAUGAGGUCUGCCAGCAUGUGAAAUAAACUCUGGUCUCUGUUAAUAGAAAUAAAGUGUGUCAUAUAAACAAUCCCACCGCAAGAGAAAGUAUAAUUUCAUACGUAUAAUUCAAGGUAUACUCAACCAUGCCUCACAUGUCUUACUGGACAUCACCUCUAGAGGGCACAAUAACUAGAUUCAAGGUUUGAUGACGACGUCACAGAGGUUAAAGUUAAUUCUAAUUAAGUUCCUUUUAUCGUCCUUCUUAUUCCUGAAGAACUGUCUUUUUUUGCCUUUAAUAACAUCAUUUUUAAUUCUGUCUCCUCUCAGAGAUGUAAACAUUGAGGUAAUAUAAAAGUGCAAACGUGGCUCUGCAGCAGACGGCGGCUUUAAUUUGUGUUUUAAGAGGCAGUUGCUUUCAGAAAUAAACUGCAGUCUAAACACAAAGUGGAAAAGUCUCCUCCUCACAGGGCCUCCACCCUGAGACAUCCACCUACACUCUGUCUAACAGAGCGAUUAUUGUGCUGCAGUGUCAGGGAGACCGACUCAGCUUCAGCCAAAUCACUUCACUGUGUUAUAAAAUCCAUGAACCUUUAAAACGCUCAGUGGGAAUCAGAGAAGAUGAACCCUGAGCCGAUGAAAACAGCUCUUUAACUGACCGUCUGUCUUUGUGUCCGUCUGUCCAGGCGAAUGUCAGACGGUCUGUUUCUGAGGAAAUGUCGUGAAGUGGCCGAAAACUACAAAGACAUCAAGUUUACUGAGAUGUACCUCGACACUGUGUGCCUCAAUGUGAGUUCACCGUCAAACCAAAAACGUCUUUUCUUCACACCUGAACUCACUUUUACACUGAAGCUGGUUUUUGACCUCUCCUCAUGUUCUGGACUUUCAGAUGGUUCAGGAUCCCACCCAGUUCGACGUUCUGGUCAUGCCCAACUUAUACGGAGACAUCCUCAGGUCAGUCAGCGGGAAAUACGUUUUUUUAAGAGGCUGUAAAUGUCUGAAAACGAAGAGUUAACGCUGAGGUGUUGUUUGUGUUUCAGCGAUUUGUGCGCCGGUCUGAUCGGAGGACUUGGAGUCACCCCCAGUGGAAACAUCGGCGCAAACGGAGUCGCCAUCUUUGAAUCGGUUCGUUUUUCUUCAACAUCGCCUCACUCUUGAUUUGUUCAAAUAAUCAAAAAUAGUCGAGAUUGACUGAGACGGACUCGAUCCGCAGGUUCACGGUACAGCCCCUGACAUCGCCGGCUUGGACAUGGCGAACCCCACCGCCCUGCUGCUCAGUGCUGUCAUGAUGCUGCGUCACAUGGGUCUCCACGACCACGGCAACAAGAUCCAGACGGCUUGUUUCGACACCAUCAGAGACAAGAAGGUGAGACUCACAGAUGCUCGGAGGGUUCGCAGUCAAAUCUAAGUCAAUUCUAAAUAGUUGCAGGACAUACUGAUCACCCUGAUACUGCAAAAAAUAUGAAGAAGUAGUUAAAGUGAUAGUGAUAACCAGGUCUGUAUCAUGUUUAAUAAGUGAUAACCAGUGAAAAAAAAAAAGAUCACAAUAUAUUUUGUCAUAUCGUCCGAUCUCGAUUAUUAUCACGAUUUUUUUAACUGCCAGUUUUAAAGCAUCUGAACUAAAAACUAAAGAAACUAGAGAUUAGUUCAACAUUUUAUUAACAAAGUAAAUAACAAAGCAAAUUGAAUAAGAUAAACCUAGAAAAAUAUAUCAUUUUAAUUCAACAGAUCAACAAAUAUAGAUAAAUACUUAAUAAAACAGUGAACUAGUUUACAGUCCUGAGUGUUUCUGCAGGUAAAAAGACCCCAAAAAAAACAAAUCGCCCCCUCAAAGAUAAUGAAGACGACUUAAAGUGUAAAUAUUAGAUGAUGUGAACGUAGAGAAUUCCUGAUUUCUGCUUUGGUCUGGUGGCUAAACUGCUAAUGCUACUCGUGCCGUCAGCAGUGACAGGCUGUUCAGACUCCGCCCACAUUUUCAUGCUUUCUUCAAAAUCACUCGGGAACUUUGAAGAUACCCGAAACCACCGCCACACAAUUGACGUUAAAUAACUUUCCUUCUCAACAAUAACAUCUUCGAAGAAUGACUCAAAGUCCCGGCUGACAUCUGUUCUGCUGCCCUCAGCUCCACGUUCGGUCAUUCUGUUUACUUCUCCAGUAACUUACAAAAGUGAGCAGGAAAAGCUCGACUCUGAUUGGCUGUUGUGACGCACACUUCUGCUAUCUUUGAUCGAGUAAAUAUGCUCACAGCUGAUCACCGUGAUCGAACUGAAAUUUAUCACGAUCAUAUAAUCGCCCAGUCUUACUUUUGGCUGAGUUGCGUCGGGCUUUUAGCUUCUUUAGUCAACCAAAAUAGUGGCACCUAAACCCAGAAUUAGGCCUGCUUGAUUGACGUGUCUUCUGUGACUCAAAAGUAAAAGAAACAUUGAAUAAAUUCCUCGUAUUGACAAUAGCAGCAGGUAAAAGACGCCGUGGCACGCCUUUUUUUUAAUCUGGGGAUUCUGAAACAGCACCGAGAAGGUCGGAGAUCAGCCGUCCUGACAACAUGCUCACUGUAAAUGUCACGUAGCUGCGGUUUACUGCUCCUUCUUCAAACCCGGAUCAGUGUCUGCUCUCCUGCACACUUCAUCCAGGCUGCCUGAGACUGUUCACGCAGCUUCUCUCCUCUGUGUGUAACCUCAUCUGUCUGUUUUACUCCUCACACUCGAUCACUUUGUCCUGCUGAUACUGAACUAACUCUCACACUCGUCUGGUUUCUUUAUCCGCCCUCCGUCUGUCCAAUUAAAAACUGAGUAUCAGGUUUCUUUUGUCAUGCACUGACGGCAUCAAUCCAGCUCGGCGAUAUGAAGUUCUUGGUGGUUGUUACCAUGACAACAGUGUUUUGACUCGGCGUGUUUCUCCUCAGGUGCUGACGAAGGACCUGGGCGGGAACUCCAAGUGCUCAGAGUUUACAGCUGAAAUCUGUCGUCGCAUUCAAGACAUGGACUGAACCUGCAGUAACAGAGCUGCUGUGAGAGUCUCCGCCCACCAACAAAGCCACGCCCCCUCCCACCAAAUCCGCUCCCCCGCCUCCUCCUGCUGACCGGUUUUACUCCUCUGAAGCUGCAGGGACACGGUCCGCUGGGAGGCUCGGAGCUGCAGCUUCUCUUCUUAUUUUUUUUCAUCUGUAUUUACUUAAAGAAAAAAAAUCUGUUCUCUGUAGUGACAUGAUGGGCGCGGAGGGGGCGGGGCUUCUGCAGCAGCUGCCUGAUUAGUUACCAUGACGAAACAUUCACAGCAAACAUACGCACAAAUCUCACAUGACCAAGUUUGAAUGAGUUCAUUACAGGAGUGUGUCUUACUCAAAAUAUCAUCUUAAUAAUAAUAAUAAUAUCAGCACUCCGCUUUGGUAUAUUUGCUAUUUUUUUUAACGGUGAUGCAGUGUAGCCGUACCAGAAAUGUCCUCUUAUUUAUUGUUUCCUGUUACUGUCUCAUGCUGCUCUCUUCAGAUUCAGAGAUCCACGGAUUAUAUAAACGUAUAUAAAGAAAGAGAGAACUCGCCGCUUUUGUCUACCUUCUUCUUUUUCUUCACAUCAACGACGACACAAGCACAAAAAAGCAGCUUCUCACUGAGUGAUUUCAACUUUUAAAACUCAUUAAAAAGAGCUUUUUGACGAAGGUU
This is a messenger RNA of Xyrichtys novacula (pearly razorfish), 9591 nucleotides long. The record is from the annotation of a GenBank genome assembly. Lineage: Eukaryota; Metazoa; Chordata; Actinopteri; Labriformes; Labridae.